AUGUUCCUCUUCCGCAACUUGUUCGUCACCAUCGCCGCCACGUCUGCUCUUGUGGCGAAUCUGGUACCUUGUGCCUUUGCUGCUCCAUGGUACCCUAUGCAUUUCGUGAUGGAGGAAGAUCCCGCCAACCCACAGACGACCACAGUGUCAUGUUUUAUGGACGCACCAAACGCCAUUUCCACUGCUAUCGAUUCGUCUAUAGCGUCGGCUGCUGUCCCUACGGAAACUUCAGAAGCUACAACGGAAGCUAUGUCCUUUGUGGCGCCGACCCCCAUCCCAGUCAGCGAGUCCUCAUUAGAGCCGGAGCCGACCGCGACCACUAACACCGCUGGAACGGAAGAAGCGGCGGUGCAGCAAACGAGCAGUGCUCUUCCUGUAAAUGUACUUGGAGGUCAAAGCCUCCUUAUCGGGUCCGCCGCCACCAUACUUUACUUCAUCUUGUGA
This is a messenger RNA of Fibroporia radiculosa, 444 nucleotides long. RefSeq lists its product as uncharacterized. The transcript has 3 exons. The record is from RefSeq and is a predicted model, not a curated record. The coding region runs from base 1 to 444 and encodes 147 amino acids. NCBI's taxonomy places the organism in Eukaryota, Fungi, Basidiomycota, Agaricomycetes, Polyporales, Fibroporiaceae.